Messenger RNA from Fusarium verticillioides 7600, 2113 nucleotides. RefSeq lists its product as hypothetical. Gene Ontology annotation, biological process: signal transduction. Bases 843 to 1625 code for a protein of 260 amino acids. The transcript has a single exon. Gene Ontology annotation, molecular function: GTPase activity; GDP binding; GTP binding. Lineage: Eukaryota; Fungi; Ascomycota; Sordariomycetes; Hypocreales; Nectriaceae. Gene Ontology annotation, cellular component: plasma membrane. The record is from RefSeq and is a predicted model, not a curated record.
GGGAAGAAGAAAAAAAAAAAAAAGCAAACUUUUUCUCUUCACCUUCACUUUUUCACUUCCCUUUGUUUCCUUUAUCCUGUCAUUCAUUCCCUUUACCGCCCGUACAGUCAGUCAGUCCUAUAUCGUGGCUAUCGCAGCAGACAACCUACCUCCCAUUGACUCCAGAGGAAGCAAGUAACAAAUAAGACGAGCAAUAUCAGGCUCCCAAGGGUCGACGAAAGGGAUCAGCACCUGUUUCUCUCUACCUAGACUACCUACAUAUCAUCUAUCAUCGACUUCAACCAUCAUUCGUCAUAUUUCUCACCCUGGACUCGGCUGUCUCAGAACAAAAAAAGCCCCUCUUUCACUCACUCACUCACUCACUCACUCACCCCAAAGGGAGCUGCCGGCUGAGCCCUCAGCAUUACACAUUAUCAUUAUCUGGCCAGAAACUCGGACCCCCAAGAAGCGUCACAUCACAUCACAUUGCAUUACGUUACAGCAUUGAUCACCACUUCCAUAUUAUAAUACCAUACACAUACGCUCACGUACAGAUCUUGCACCCGAUUGCGACGAGACACGACUAGAACGAUCGAAACGAUAUCAUACACCUGACUCGACUCGAAAAACAAUAGAACUCGGCUCCAACAAUACAACUCCACUGCACCAAAAGGCCUUGGACCGCAUCUAGAAUCAUUCUAGAAUUUCCUGUCAUCCGAUCCACAAGCGGCGCGUUUCGGUGCCUAUUGUGAUCGCCCUACAGCUUCCGCUUGGGCUACCACCCAGUACCACCAUACCGCAAAAAUCUCCUUUUUCUUCAACGCUCACUUUCGGUUCAUAAACGAUUCAGCGCAGCCUCCGACAUGACGGCUCCGACACAGACACCUGUUCCUAUAUCUAUCACGAUCUGCGGCGAUGGUGGAUGCGGAAAGUCCUCCAUUACACUGCGCCUAGUUCGCUCGCAAUGGACUUCAGACUACGACCCGACUAUCGAGGACUCAUAUAGCGUGACGCGCCGCAUCGAUGGUGUUACCUACCACCUAUCUCUUACCGACACGGCCGGCCAGGAGGAGUACCGUGGCAUGUGGGCUUCCUCGAACCUCGGCGCCGAUGCUUUCCUCCUCGUCUACGAUAUCACAUCCAAAGACUCCUUAGAUGCCCUGCAGCAUUUUAAUGAACUUAUCGAUAUGGAAGCAGAGACUCGUCUUGAUAACGCUGACCGCGCUCGCCGUGCUGGUCUGCGCUCAGGUCACGAUACGCGGUCCCGCACCAUCCCUCCUGUCAAGCUCGUCGCCGGCAACAAGUGCGAUCUGCAAGAGAGCAGACAAGUCCCUGCGGCUCAAGGUCUUGAAUGGGCCCGAAAGCGCGGGUGUGGAUUCAUGGAGACGAGUGCGCGCCUGGAAGUCAACAUCGAAGAGACGUUUGCAUUGGUUGUGCGCCGGGUGGUUGAGGCUCGACGACUUGCUGAUACAGGUCCAGACGCAGCAGAGUUCAAUGCCCGCGGUAUGACGAAACCGCUGACGCCUCUUCCGACCGAUAGCGACAUCGAGAAGCGCGCGGUUGGAGUGCGAGGCCCGAAUCUUCAGGGCGACAGAGUGGGAGGGAAGAAGGAUAACGGCUUUUGGAAGAGCCUGCGAUGUUGGUGAACUCGGGCAAGCGCAUUGUGAGAACAGGAUAAGCAAAAUGCUGGGAGAGUUUGUGUGGGUUCGUUGGGAGGAAUAUUUCACAAGGCUUCAAAAUCAUUAUAUACCAGGGAUAUCUCGGCGUCUUGGCGAAGGGCUUGGUCUUUUAUCUUCUUUAUCGUUUUACAGAGGACGCGUUUGUUCUGGGGAAAGGAUGUCUUCCAUCAUCUGACAUCAUGGAGUUAUGCUUGUGCGCUACUGUCUUGGUUCUAACACCGCCGGGACUGAUGAUACUAUCUUACCUUGACCACUUGUUUGCUGCUUAGUGCGCUGUUGACUUCUGCUUGUAAACGUGGGUUAAUCAGGACACUGGCCUGUACACCAGUCUCAUCGAAACCAGAUAUUGAGCCGGUUGAUGCUCUUUCACGUAGGAUAUCUGGCGAUGGUGCCUAGUUUGCUUUCCAGAAGAGGAUCGUCAAAUACGGUCAGUUUAUGCUCUGGAAGCCACAGUC